AUGCCUCCAGAUCGCAGAUCGAAGAAAGCUUCCCAAAGCUCGGCGCUUGAGGAGUGUGUUGAAAAAUUGUGCCAGGGACUGAACAGAGUUUCUAAGACAGAAGGCAGAGAAGAGAUCAACAAAGAUGAAUUAGAACAGCUGUGUGAGGCUCUGCACUCCACGAAAGCAAAGGAUGCAAUUACCACGAAAGCUCUGGCCAGACUUCUUUUAGUCUUGGAGAACCAAGACGGCGAGCGCCGCUGUGCCAUUGACGUCCAGACUUUCUGUGCCGUCUUGAAUGUCGUUCUGAUAGGCGAUUAUUGUCGAGAAGGGGAGCGUGUUCUCGUUUUACUUGCCGAUGAACUCAACCAGCUGUUUCAGUCUCAAGAUACAGAAGCUACCGAUACUGUGCUGACCCAAAUCGCAAAGGAAUUGGACGUGGGUCAUCUCAUCGAAUAUUUUAUCGAUAAUUCAAGGCCAAGUGGGAUUAGAAGAUGGGUUGGUAUCAUCAUGCAAUUGAUUUUGAGGGGCCCAGAAGCGGUCUCCGAGCAAUUCCAGCACACACCCGAAGACAUUAGACGCGGCAUUGGUCCCUUGAUUCUCAGUGAAGGAAACGAGAUAAUAAGAUUAAUCUGCGGCCAGCUUAUCAGUGCCCUACUCAACUCGGAUAUUCUCCCCGAAGAACUUUGGCCUGUACGGACUAACAAAAAGAUUUACGAGGAUUUCCCAACUGAGUCACAGGGUCAAUAUGGAUGGAAAACACUAUUCCAGCAGUGGGUGGACAAUAAUUGGUCUGAAAAUCCAAGCCAAUCGCCAUCACAUAUGCUCUAUUUCAGUCAUGGUGUCGUGGCUACACCACCAUUCAGACUUGGAACAGCAGGCAUAAACACUGAAAUGGUUUUGGAAGGCGGAUUUGUCCUCCUGUUGACAACCUCUACUGGAAAGGAUUUGGAUCAAAUGCUACAAGUACCGUGCAGCUCCAUAUACCGAGUCUCAGUCAGCGAUAGCUCAACUAUGAUCGAUGAAAAUAAUGUCUACAGUGUCAUUAUCGUUAUCAAGGACAACCCGGAGAUACCCUGUUAUUUGAACUCUAUGCCUACCAUCCUACAGCAACUAUGCUUGACGAUAACAUCAGACAUCGUCGAGCUGAUGAAUGAUAUUCGCGAUCAAUGUCCAAAUGCAGAAUUUCCAAAGGAGAGAGUUCAAGUCUCUCAAGCCGAAGAUGACAUAUUGAUCCAAGGGAAAGGAAGUUCACCAAAAGCCGAGAGUCGCGACAGACCGUUAGAAGGAAACCAAUAUCAACAAACAGGGUCUGCCCCAUUGUCAUCGUCAUCCGAUGAUGCAGAGUCAAACACAGAUUUUCAGCUCGAAAGCGAGGUCCAGAACGAGCUUCUUCGAAUUCAAGCAGACGACAACAUAUCACCACAAGCGCUUCGUGAAUUGGAGAAGUCCCAGCAAAACCGUAAUCGAAAAGAUGUCGCGAACAACCCAAGUUCACCUGAGUAUGGAGACGUCGCAAACUUCAGCGAUUCGCCUACAUUGCCUGCUCACCAAGGAAUUUUGCCAUCGUCCGACGAGGCUGUAGAGCCAGACGAUCAAGUUUUGAAAGCCAAUGGACAGGCACUUCCUGCAAUGCAGGUGGGCAAGGCGCGCUCUCAAAUUUCUCAACCCAAGCCGAUCAGCAAAGGUUUGCCAACAAACAAUGGAACAACUGCCAAGACCGCCACGAUCAAAGGCAGCGUAUCUGCGAGUAUGCCAAAUACACAGCCAAGUACUUCUGAAGCUGAACAUUCACAACCGAACCAGAAUACCGAUGUACAUGCAAAAAAGCAGCUUAAGAAAUAUGCGAUAAAACCAAAGCCACCGAUCGCAGUUUCAAAGGGCAAGGUGGAAUCUUCUCAAGUGGACUUCACUCGAACAAGCGUACUGGCAAAGACAACUACGAUUUCGAAGGGCAAGGAUGGGUCUGCUCAAAAAACAGCGCCAGCCAAGACAACAAGCAUUUAUGAUUUGCCUACAAACGAAGAGGAUCGAACAACAAUCGUAAAGGCCCGGCAUACUACAAAGGGAGUGAAAAACAAAGUUGGUGGGUCACAAACGAAAGGAAAAUCAAAUGGCAGAGGCAAGGGAAAGAAUGCAAAGACCCACCAGAAACUUAAUUCUACUCCAGUGGAAGUCGAGGAACCUGUGAUCGCCAAGAGGAGUAGCCAGAGAGCUGCUGCAACUCAAGCCAAGGUAAACAUGAGCAAAAUCAAUGACCUAGAGGACAUUGAAGACGAUUUCUCCGAUGUAAGAGACAGUGGACCAGCGCAGCCCAAUGUUUCGCGAAAGCGUAAGACUGUGGAACAUCCAGCAGAGUAUGCUAUAUCGGAGGCUAGGUCAGACCCAUUACUUCAACCGAGCUUGGAGAAAGGUGAGAAAGUAUUGGAUCUUCCGAAGCAAGACGCUCAGGAAUCAGGCUUGGUAGGUAGCAAUUUUGCUCCGGAUGACCCUUUCAGGAUUGAUGAUUUGUACACUGCCAGUCCUCCGGCAUCAGAAAAACAACAAAGCUACAGUCUAGAAACAUCUAACGAGCCUUUCCGAAAAGCUGCCGCGAUGCACUUUGCCAGCCAAUUGGGUGGUCUCUUGAGUGAUGAUUCAAUGGGAGAUAAUAAGACAACUCGCACUAAGGCUUUGAGGAAGAGUCUAGUCAAGAAGGGUCCCAUUCCACGUGUGCCACCGCCAAAGUUAGGAAAGCUCAAACCGAGCGUUUCAGCUGUGAUUGACAAGGAAAUUCCGAACGCACCAGUUCAAAGCGUCGAGGAUGAUGAUAGUCACCACUUCGAAGAUGAAAAUGAUCAAGGCCCACAAUUAGAGGAAGAAAGUACCACCAAAUCCGAAGCGCAACAAAUUGAAGCAGUGGUAAUUUCCUGCGAGAUCGAGGUGAAGGAGAAUCAGAAGGUCGGAAAGACGGAUGGCGUCAAAGAGGUAUUAAACACGAAGCACUUUGUCAGCGCUGUUGAGAACGAGAAUGAACCUCUGCCAGUCAAAACCAGAGUCAACUCGGCCAUUGGAACCCACAGCCAUCCUGUCGACAUAUCUUCGAAUGACUCCAAGCAGGAAAGUAUCCACAAGCCGGAUACCGCCAACACUAUCACUUUUGAUAUCCAUCAACCCAAUCCAAAAAGCUCUCGCCCAACUUUACCACUACCUAAUGUAGUUGAUGUAAUUAUAGUCGAAGAGAAGAAGCGAAAGGUCGCAACAGAGGUUGCUGCGCCAUCUAAGCGUCGUCGAUCAAUUGCGACCAAUAUUUCAGAGAAUCCACCAUUCUCGAGACCUGGUCCUCGCCCGCAGACCAAGAUAUUACCCGAAGGCUCAGCUAGCAAGAAUCAAGCUUUACUAGAUGAUCGGAGCAUCCGCAAGCCAAACUUGAUACAUUUUGGUUCCAAGGGUGCCCAAAACCAGGGUUCUUCCAGCACAUCGAAACCUGUUCUGGAACAAGAUCCCGAGCUACCUGUCACUACUUCCAAAUUGGCAAAGAGAGACCCUCAUGACGCAGUACAGAAGAAGCGAAGGCAUGAUUAUAUUGAUUUCCAGGACGAAACAAGUAUAUUCGUUUCCCAAAGUCCACCCAAGAAGCGUCAGAGUGUUAGUCCACGGGACUCUGCAUCGCAUACAUUUGCGUCGGCGCGGUUAGAAAGUGACAGCAAUAGUACAGCUCCUAUAAUCUAUAAAUCAAGCUCACAAGUGUCUCGAGUCAAUGCAUUUGGCAGUCCACUUGCACAACACACUAUGCCGUCUAUUGGCCAGAGUCUCACACUUCAGCAAAGUCCACUGGCGUCAGAAUUCGGCCGGCUGGCGCCUCGGGUACUAGACUUUACGGCGAGGAUAUCUACGAUUACUGCAGCAUCUUCUGAACCUGACGUUCAGAAUACCCCCGAGACUUUUGCCCCGCGUGUCAAAGUGGUGAGCAUCCCAAAAGCACGUCCUGCGCCCCCAGGAGAAUCACCUAUUCGAUAUGUUCCGCAUACAAAAACUCAGCAUGGAACUUAUGAAGACGUUUUGACCAUGGAAAACAUAAAAGAAGAAAAAGCAUUGCCAGAUCCAUUUGUCGAGGAUGUCCACCCAAAGUCGAGCGGGUUUCCAGAACAGUUACGCGCAGGGCAGACUGAUUCAAACAGCAAGGCUGAUGGAGGCUCAAACUCAAAUGUUCGUUUCAAUGAUCCUGACAAAACUCUAGUUGGGAUCGAGGAUCUACACACCACUGGAGAGCUGACUUCACCAAGCGAGUUGACAAGCAAUUCAUCAUUUCGAUCGGAUGAUUCCUCAAAUACUCCAACGCAAGAAUUAUCUCCCCACAGUCAAUGGACAUUGGCCGUUCGACCACACUAUAAGAAAUAUGCAGAUACGGUUCAUAAGAUUGCCGAUGAAUUAGUGAUUAGAUUGGCCAAUGAAGAAGAUGCAUCGAAGCUGAUCGUGCGUCAAUAUAACGACAACGCCAAUAGUAUGCUCGAAGGUUUGGCUGGCAAACGAGAUCUAGAAAAGCUGACGAUCCGUGAGAAAAUGGAGAAUAAGAAGAAAGAAUUGACACAAAUGUAUUCUGAAGCCAGCAAGGUCAUGACGCAGACUGAGAAGGAUAUGAAAAGUAGUCCCAUGGGUGAUUCCAAUAGAGAAUGGCAAGAGAGACAAGAAGCCAUCCUUAAAAAGAUGAAGGGAGGAAGACACAGAUCGGAGUCAUAG
Sclerotinia borealis F-4128 is the source of this 4698-nucleotide messenger RNA. NCBI's taxonomy places the organism in Eukaryota, Fungi, Ascomycota, Leotiomycetes, Helotiales, Sclerotiniaceae. The record is from the annotation of a GenBank genome assembly.